Antechinus flavipes (yellow-footed antechinus) is the source of this 4506-nucleotide messenger RNA. It is a transcript of the gene PRMT3, whose product is annotated as protein arginine methyltransferase 3. Gene Ontology annotation, molecular function: protein-arginine N-methyltransferase activity. Gene Ontology annotation, biological process: peptidyl-arginine methylation. The record is from RefSeq and is a predicted model, not a curated record. Lineage: Eukaryota; Metazoa; Chordata; Mammalia; Dasyuromorphia; Dasyuridae. Gene Ontology annotation, cellular component: nucleus. The coding region runs from base 225 to 1838 and encodes 537 amino acids. The transcript is spliced from 16 exons.
GCCGUCCCCUUUUUCCUCACCUCCUUCCGGCCCUUCGUUCUCGCCCCAGAGCCUCUCACUCCAUCCCGCGUGCGUUCCCGCGUGUGUUCGUGCGUGCGUCAGUGAGAGCGUGCCGGCUGCCCCCACGCCCUCGCCUCCGCGGACCCCACACGCCAGUGUCCCCUCUCCCCGCUGUCUUCCCCACUUUCAGAGAUUGUUCCCCUCCCUGUGUGCAGGCGGCCGCCAUGUGCUCCCUAGCAACGGGCAUCACCGGCGCCAGGCGCCGGCUGGAGGAAGCCGAGGGCGAGGAGGAGAUGCCCGCAUUGUCGGACAGCGGAGACGAGGCGGCCUGGGAGGAUGAGGAGGAGGAAGAGGAGGCGGACCCCCGCCGCGAGAAGCAGCAGACCCCCUGCCUGUUCUGUGACAGGUUAUUCACUUCUGCUGAAGAAACAUUUUCUCACUGCAAGUCUGAACAUCAGUUUGAUAUUGACAACAUGGUUCAUAAACAUGGACUUGAAUUUUAUGGAUACAUUAAGCUAAUAAAUUUCAUUAGACUUAAGAAUCCAACUUCAGAGUAUUUGAAUUCCUUAUCCAACCCAGUCCCUUGGGAGAAAGAAGAAUAUUUGAAACCAGUGUUAGAAGAUGACCUUUUACUUCAGUUUGAUGUAGAAGACCUUUACGAACCAGUGACAGUCCCAUUCUCGUAUCCUAAUGGGCUCAGUGACAACACGUCUGUUCUUGAACGGUUGAAGCACAUGGAAGCCAGAGCACAGGCUGCCGAAGCAGCAUUAGCUAGAGCCCGGGAAGACCUACAGAGAAUGAAACAGUUUGCACAGGAUUUCGUGAUGAACGCAGAUGUCAGAACCAACUCGUCAUCCACCACUACCAUUGCAGACCUUAAUGAGGAUGAGGAUGGUGUUUAUUUCAGCUCAUAUGGGCAUUAUGGGAUACACGAAGAGAUGCUAAAGGAUAAAGUACGAACAGAAAGCUAUCGAGAUUUUAUAUACCAAAAUCCACAUAUUUUUAAAGACAAGAUAGUUCUGGAUGUUGGUUGUGGAACUGGAAUUCUCUCUAUGUUUGCAGCUAAAGCUGGUGCAAAAAAGGUCAUUGGAGUUGAUCAAUCCGAAAUACUUUAUCAGGCAAUGGAUAUAAUAAGGUUAAAUAGACUUGAAGGUAGUAUUACUCUGGUCAAAGGAAGAAUUGAAGAGGUUGAUCUACCUGUUGAAAAAGUAGAUGUUAUCAUAUCAGAGUGGAUGGGCUAUUUUCUCCUCUUUGAGUCUAUGUUGGAUUCUGUCCUUUAUGCAAAGGACAAAUACUUGGCAAAGGGAGGAUCAGUCUACCCUGAUAUUUGCACGAUCAGCCUAGUGGCAGUAGGAGAUCCAAACAAACAUGCAGAUAGGAUUGCUUUCUGGGAUGAUGUGUAUGGGUUCAACAUGUCAUGCAUGAAAAAAGCAGUUAUUCCAGAACCUGUUGUGGAAGUUUUGGACCCAAAGACAAUUAUUUCAGAACCCUGUGGCAUUAAGCGUAUAGAUUGUCAUACUGCAUGUGUCCCUGAUCUCGAGUUUUCUUCAAAUUUCACCCUGAAAAUCACAAAACUAUCCAUGUGUACGGCAGUUGCUGGCUACUUUGAUAUCUUUUUUGAGAAGAACUGCCACAAAAAAGUCUUAUUUUCUACGGGUCCCCACAGCACCCAAACUCACUGGAAGCAAACAAUUUUUCUACUUGAGAAGCCAUUUUCAGUUAAAGCAGGUGAGGCCCUAAAAGGAAAGAUAACCAUUCAAAAGAACAGGAAGGACCCACGUUCUCUCAUCGUUACUCUUACAUUGAAUAACUUAACUCAGACCUAUAACCUUCAAUGAAAGCUAUUCUGUGUUUAGAAAAUUAAGUGAAGACACAUUGGGUAAAGAAACAUGAGCUUCAGGGCACUUGUUCCUUCAGUCUCUUGAAGAAGAGAAAGGGAAGAGGGGUUUCCCAUAAGCGCCAACUGAUUAAUUUCUAAAAUGGGAUUUACAUAAUUAUGUACUCUAAAUCGAAUAACAGCCAGUAUAUUUCCUCUGCUGUGAAAAAUGAAAUCAAAACUGACUUAAAUUUGGAAUUAAUGUACCUGAGAGAAAGACGUCAUAUAAAAUACAAUCAGAAACAAUUUAGGUGAAAUAUUUUACUUGUCCAACUUAGGUCAUCCUGUUAUAGAUGGCCCUUAGGGUUAUCAUCAGUGUUUUCAUAUUGUGAGUGCUCUAUUUGGAUAUCCUUUCAAAUAUUAUCUAGUAUAUGUAAAGUCAAAAGCUGUAUUUAGAGGUCCAAACUAUUUUCAAAGACCUAAAAGUUCAUACAUAUAUUAUCAUUUGCUAAUCUAUUGACUUUUUCCUCUUCUUUUUUUCUUUUGUGAGGCAAUUGGGGUUAAGUGACUUGCCCAGAGUCACACAACUAGGAAAUGUUAAGUGGCUGAAGCCAAAUAAGAAUUCAGGUCCUUCUGACACCAGGUUUGGGGCAACUAGAUGGCUCAGGGGAUCUAUCCACUGCCCCAACUUUUUCCAAUUAAAUUAUGUACUGGUAAGAUGAAGUUUGGUUAAGCAUACAACAGUUAAUGGUAAUAUUGAACAAUAUUUCACUGUCUAAAAUUGUGCUAUUUACAAUUACUGCCUCAGGUCGAAAAAAAAAAGUGGCAAGCAUUCAAUAAAUUAUAUAUCAAAUGCUAUACUCAGUAUUUUAAAAUGGGUUCCACAAACAAAACCUUUUGUUCCUUAACAAAAACAAAUUUUAGAGUCAUGUGCCAUGUCAUGCAGAUCAGAAGAUAGAUCUUUCUCAGUAUGCAAGAAUUAUAUAAUUAUUACGUUUCUACCAAAGAAAAUUCUUUUCUCUUAGGUGAAAUUUGGAAACCCCAGCUCCAACUAUCUACUAUGUGCUAUCCCAAUAAUAUAAAUGGAAAUCAAUAUAUUUGUAAAAUAAAGAGAAAUUGCAUUAUCUCCAUUGGAGUUAGAUUUAAAAAAAAUUCAUCCUCAUAGUUUUUAUUUCAAGAGUAAUUGAGAAUCAAAGUCUCCUCUCAGCCAUCUUUACUACCAAAUAUUACUGAUUUUAAGGUCAAAUAGUAAGGUUCAGAAAAUCAUCACCAGAUACUCAUCACCACAUUCCUUCAGGUGUAUUGGUGCUAAACUUAACCUAUCUCUUGAUAUCAAAAUGACUAACUCAUUCAGUUUGUAGGUCAUAGCAAUAAAUUUUAAUAUAAGAAUUGGAAAGUGAGGCCUGAAAUAAUGAUGAUGAUGAUGAUGAUGAUGAUGACUAAAAUCGUUAAGAAUGUCUUUUCAUUUGCCUCACUGGAUUGAACAGAAUGGGCUGAUAGAAUCAAACGGGGUCCCACAAGAACAUAUAAUGCAGGCCAAUGAAUUCAACAACCACCAUCAGGAUUCUUUUCCAGCAUGGUAGGGCCAAAUUAGACCAAAACUUUGACAUCUGUUUCUUUAUAAAUUCAAAUACCUAAGAAAUAUUGUAUCCUUCCCAAAGAAUAUUAAAAGGACUUUGCCUUUUAAAAGGAUAUAAUCAAGGAAUAUGAAUUUGUCAUUAACCCUAAACACAAUCUCAAAAUGUGGCUAAAUUUCAGAAUAGGCAAUAUUAUUAAGCCAUGUGUGACAGUAAAUGGAACUAUUUAAAGAAGGAUUUCCCUUUAUAAAACUUGGCUCUAUUUGCAUGGCUUGCUGAUUUGAUAGACCAAUCAGAUUUCCUUCUAUUUAGAUAGAAGCCAUUAUAGGCAACAGUUAUUUUCAUGUUGGUCAUUUUUGACCAUCCCAGAAAAGAAAUAUAUCAUGUAUCUCCUUAACAAUAGUGCAGGGUUAUAGGUAAAAAUGACUUAGAACCUAGAGAGGCACCAACAUUCAGCACUGUAUUUUCCUCCCUGCCACUCCUCCAGACUUUCCUCUCAGGAUAAAAGCUCCCAACAGCAGCAACCCAACUGUGCCAGCUUCCUUUCAGGGACCCUAGACUGCCAGCCCUAACGGUCUUACUGCUGUCAUGCCCUGCCCCAAAGCUGGCCUUGUCUCGCCCACUAUGCCUAAAGUCAUCUACUUUUUCCUCAUUCCUAGCCAUCUUUAUUUAGAGCUUGAGACCUUGGUUUUGUCAACUAUACUUUAGGAGUGUUGGUAAUGCCCCCUGCAAUUUGCUCCUAAGACUCUCCCCUUAAUUGAAUUUGCUGCGGAUACUUGAAUGGCUAGUUACCAACUCUGUCCUCUGCACCUAUGAUAUCAAACUCAAAUAAAAACAGAAGCCACUAAAAUGUACAAAAUGAUCCUUAUAGUUCACACAUUGACUUAGAAAACCACACAUCUUUAUAUAUUAAUUUUUUUCAUUAAUAUGUUAAAAAGGAAUUACAUUUUAAUCUGGUUCUGGUUACACUCAAGAGUGUUGUGGACUAUAAGUUUGACAUCUGCACUAGAAUUCUAUUUAGCCACAUAUUAGUCUUAAAUACCAGGUCUUGGAAUAAAAUGUUUUUCCUUAAAAUUCUCUGAUAAAUAAACACAAACAUACUUUGACAAAUAA